Messenger RNA from Betta splendens (Siamese fighting fish), 2186 nucleotides. It is a transcript of the gene blnk, whose product is annotated as B cell linker. The coding region runs from base 318 to 1847 and encodes 509 amino acids. Lineage: Eukaryota; Metazoa; Chordata; Actinopteri; Anabantiformes; Osphronemidae. The transcript has 22 exons. Gene Ontology annotation, biological process: cell surface receptor protein tyrosine kinase signaling pathway; intracellular signal transduction. The record is from RefSeq and is a predicted model, not a curated record.
GGACUCACAGCUGAGGAAACAUUAGUCAUGAUCUUCAGCGUGACACAUGUCAGUGAGCUCAUCUGGUUUAAAGGCUGACUAAAGGCCUUUCAUUUUAUUUUAUAUGCCUGGUUCCGUCAAAUCCCAGCUCCCUCUCUCUCUGUUGACCGGGAUCGUGUGCGUGAGUUGACGGCAGCUCAAACGAAGAAGAGUGAUGUGAGGCAAACGCUUGCUGAAAUCUGUGUGCGCGCCUCUGUGCGAGCGAGACGGGCUGUGAAAAAAGGGAAGUCAGGCUGGUGACGGACACGCCUAGGUCCCGCCCCCUCCAUGACAAAGACAUGAUUUGCGGCCACACACCUUUUCUCAUUUACACUUGUGUGAACUAUGUGGCGGCCGCCAUGCAAACGCUUGGAUUAAAUGUUAACAUGGACACGUUCGGUAAACUGACCGCUCCAGCCACCGCAAAGAUUCGGCAGCUGCAGAAGAUGGUUCAAGACAUAAAGAAGAACGACGGCAGCUUUCUGGACAAACUCAAAAGACUGAAAAGCAAGCCGGUUCCAAAGGUUCCUGCAAGAGACUACAGAGACAACAGCAGAGAAAGUGACGAGCAAAGCUCCGACCCCGAUUAUAACAAUGACACGUACGAGGACCCGCACGACGAUGACAGCUACGAGCCUCCUCCUCCCCACAGAGUCCUCCCCACGGCGCCUCUGACUGCUUUCCCCAAGGGCGAGUACCUCGACAGCUGCCGUAACGGGCCCAGCCGGCCACCCAGAAAGCCCCUGCGCCCCCCCAAAGGCUCCAAGCAACUGCCCCCAGAACCCACCCAAGCGGAAACCGAUGAAGGAGACUACAUCAAUCCAGAUGAUGACAACUACAUAGAACCCGAAGAAAAUCCACCCGCAUCUCAAGAUGGCAGUGGGGCAGGAAACCGCCGACCCUCCGUGACCCCAGCGAUACCAGAGCGCUCGCCCAGUCCUGACUGUUAUGAAGUUCCUGAUAAAGAGGUACGACGUCACACACACAACAAACAUCCUGUCAUGAGACAUGUGGAGUUUGCUUGUUUGCGAGAAACAACACAUACGUUAAUCCAUGAGAACUCGUUACGUCUUCCAAGCAGACUCACAACUAAAUCGCAUGCUUUCCGUCCGAAGCCGAGCCCCAGAUUGAAUGUGAGGCAACUUCCUUCUGAGCCCACAGGCGAAGAUGAAUAUGAAGUGUGUGAUCAAAGUUCUUCCAGUGAUGUGCCCGACGACCGCCCUCCUCUUCUCCCCAGACCUUUGCUCAGAGAGAGGUCGCCCAAACCACCUUCAAGGCUGAGGCCAGAAGUCAAACCAAGAGAAUUUGAAAGUCGAACGCUGCCGGCGUCGCACGCCAACCACAAGCCGCCAACUAAAACGUUCACGCUGGACGUGAAACGGCCAAAAGUUCCUCUUCCACAUAUUACCACACCAAAACCAACUGACGGAGCAAGUGUUUCUGAUGAAAGCGGCUCAACAGACCAGGAUAAGAACACCGAUUUCCACAAGAAGCCGUGGUUCGCCAACGGCUGCGACCGCAAGACCGCCGACGACGCCUUGUUUCGCCUCAACAAGGACGGGGCGUUCAUGGUGAGGAGGAGCUCGGGUCAGGACGCGCAGCAGCCGUACACGCUGGUGGUGUUUUACAAGGGCAGAGUGUACAACAUCCCCAUCCGCUUCAUCCCAGCCACCAAGCAGUACGCUCUGGGGAGAGAGAAGAGAGGGGAGGAGUUUUUCAGCAGCAUCUGUCACAUCAUCGAGAACCACCAGAGGAAUCCUCUGGUGCUGAUCGACAGUCAGAGCAACACCAAGGACGCCACCAAGCUGUGCCACCCCACCAAGCCCUAGGCGGCGCUCACGCCCACAGAAACCACCUCGCUUUCAACUUUCAAACGUGGCGUGGGUUCCAUUUAAUGUCAUUGUGCUGGACUCGGGCCUGUGUUGCUGGCCAUGCAGAGCUGAAGCGGCACCGACUCAGAGAACAUUACAACUCAUGUUUUAUUGAGAUUUGCUUUUUUUAAUGCUCAGGCAGUGAACAGUGUGUUGAAGUUAAUGCGGGGUAUGAGACAGUUUCGCUGCAGCAGAGAGAAGCAGAUAUACAAAUAAUUUAUGAGAGCAAUAUUUCAGGGAGCCAGAUGAGAGGUUGUAUAUUUUGUUUAAUAAAACUGAAUUUUCCUUGUGCUGUCA